GAACAUUUGUAUCUGCUUUCACCGUGCUGUGCGGAGCCCGGACCGACCUCCCCGACAGGCACAUGUGUUGUGUCUUCUGGCUGAACAUUGCCGCGGCUCUCAUUCAGAUCCUGACAGCGAUUGUGAUGGUUGGCUGGAUUAUGAGCAUAUUUUGGGGGAUGGACAUGGUCAUUCUUGCAAUCUCACAAGGCUACAAGGAACAGGGGAUCCCACAGCAGCUGUAGUGGCUGGGACGAGUAUGUUCAGAGAAACACGGCGAGACAUUUCCUUUGGCAGCUGUGGGCCACGGACCUUUUCAUCACUUUUUGUCUUUCUUCUUCUUCCUUUUGU
Molecule: messenger RNA, 330 nt
Organism: Pterocles gutturalis (yellow-throated sandgrouse)
Lineage: Eukaryota; Metazoa; Chordata; Aves; Pterocliformes; Pteroclidae
Gene: STUM
Product: chromosome unknown open reading frame, human C1orf95
Exons: 3
Source: RefSeq, a predicted model, not a curated record